CUGGUUUGUGAUGUAGUAUUCGGCGAGGAAUUCUUGGAACAGAUGAACGCCUUCAAUACCUGUAAUAUUAAAGAUGCUGAGGAGACUUGGGACCCUUUUGCGCUUUGUCUGUUCGUCAAUCUCGGACCGAUCCAGUCUUUCUUGAGUAGCAUAACCAACUUCAGACGAAGCAGACGACAGCGGAAAGAGUCUUUAGGAUCACAUCAGAGGACUGUUGCGCGGUCAGAACACCGGGCCGAACUUGAGGAUGAAAUGUAUCAUCGUCAUCAAGCCGAUCGACUGAUUGACAAGCUGAGAGACAAAACCCAAGCAGCGAGUGAAAGAAGGAAAGAAAUUGAGAGACGACGUGGAUUCGAAAACAAGCAUAAUGAUUGUGUCUAUUGUAUGAGCGCCACCAUUUCCGAUUCGCACAUUACCCAUGAUUUCAGCAAUGGGGCAACAUGAAACUGGGUCCUCAUUCCAGGACGGUAACCCAAACACAUCGGUCGAGUGUAGAACAUGAUCUCGACAAUUUGACAAGCUUGCGG
Molecule: messenger RNA, 527 nt
Organism: Mollisia scopiformis
Lineage: Eukaryota; Fungi; Ascomycota; Leotiomycetes; Helotiales; Mollisiaceae
Exons: 1
Coding region: 43-444 (133 amino acids)
Source: RefSeq, a predicted model, not a curated record